AUGAGACUUGAUAAAGCAUUUCGUGUAAUUCUUAAUUCUCCAAUAUUUCCACAUAUGACUGUUCAACGAGCAACCGAUCGAUCAGUACGAUUCGGUGCUCAAGAUGAAUCCCAUUUACGUAUAUUUAUUAUUAAAGCUUCAGCAAAUGAUUGUGGUAAUUUAUGUAAAGAAUUAGAAUCACGUAUACAAAUAAUUGAACGACAACAAUCAUCAUCAAAUGUUAAUUCGGCUGCUAAAAAUGAUACCAAUAUAUUAGAUUCUUCUUCUACGGAAAAUUCAGCAAAUCGUAUUCGUAAACGAUCACAUUCAAAAAGUGAUUCGGAUACAGACGAUAAUACAAAUGAUUUAUCAAAAAAAUCGAAAUUAAUUGAAACAUAUCGAGAUGGAAAUAAUGAUACAAGUGAUGAAGAUUCUGUAGAAAGUACUAAAACAGGCGAACAAGAAACUACUACAUAA
Messenger RNA from Rotaria sp. Silwood2, 456 nucleotides. Lineage: Eukaryota; Metazoa; Rotifera; Eurotatoria; Philodinida; Philodinidae. The record is from the annotation of a GenBank genome assembly.